GGUUUAUUGGUUUAUUGUUUUUAGUACCUUGACUGGACAAAGCUUUGACCAGUAGGUAUGCCACAAAGUGAUAUUUUUCCUGUAGGGAAAGGGAAAAGUAAAAAAUCAGACAACCAUCAAAGGCUUAGGACAAAGUUAAACUAAUCACUAACUGUCGUUGUUAAGACAAGACGGUAAGGAACCCAAUCGGCCAGACCAAAUAGAGUACCAAAGAAACAAGAAUCAACACCGCUAAGAACAUUGAGAAACCAAUGGCUAAAACACGAACCUUACCUAGAAAGAAAAGAAGUAACAAACGAACGGAAAUAACAGUAUUGUCUCGUUUCUGUUGUUAUUCUUUUUGCAUAAGGUUCGACAACAAUGGAUACACGUCAAAGGCGCGGCCUGCUUGCUUGCUGGAUUCAUAAUAAGCUUUCAUAGAACGAACUCGAUGGCUGCUUCUGUUAAUGUCAAACGUAAGAGGAACAUAUGAAAGAUAAAAAGGAAACAUGAAAGGAAGGUAAAAAGGUAGAUUCUUAAAUAGACAAAGGAGAAAACCUAACUUUUGCCAAUGACUGGUAGAAUGAGUCAUUCGCUUAUUCAUAGUACAAAUUGCUUAUCUUUAGACAUGUAUUCAAUCAUAAAGUGUUCACUUUGUUAACAAUGGAAGAACCGAAACCGAGUUUCCUAUAUCCAGCGUGAGCCAUUGUGUUGGAAUUAUCUUACCAACCCAUAAUUUCCAGUCUCUUCUCAACCUUAUCGUGAUUAAAGGUUCACUCCCUCGUUUCUAGAUGAAAUCGGUUUGCAUUCCACGGUAAGCCUCGUUAAUGCAUGGAUUCCGUUAUCGUAAAGAAGCUUCUUAUACGAACGUAUAUCAUACUAUGAAAGGCCUGUAAAAAAAUCAUGGCCGUCUCUGUUUGUCGCUUCGUCAUUUCCUUAAAUUUUUUUUAGUUUUCUGAUUUCUCUUUCUGUUUAUCCAGAAUCCUGCUUCUUUAGAAAGGUACCGUUUGCUUCUUUUACAGAGAAGCUAGGAAAUUCGUAAAGCACUCUUUUUUUACCAGCUACUCACGUAUGCCCUUACAACAACUGCUAAAGACAUUAUGUGCGAUUUUUGAGAAUGAAGAGACUGGUGGAAAUAAAGACCUCUCCGAGUUGACGGGGCAAGUAGAAGCGUACCAGCUGGAAUAUCCGUCGCCAAACGCUACCAAUUCCCAAAAAAUCCGUGAAGUCCUCAGCCAACUAUACGAAAAAAUUCCCUUCAACAACACGAAGAGACGCGCAUUAUGGCUUGCCGUCUUAAAGACUGUCCUUCCAUUGCUAAUUCUUCAUCGUCAAGCCAUUGGCGAGUGGUGGGACCAGAUUUUCCACCCGUUCAUGAAUUCUCCAACGCAAAUCAAGCCUAUUCUCAAUGACCUUAAAUCAAUUCUUUUCUAUAUUUUGAUUUAUCACGACGAAGAUGAAUGGGGGAAAAAUGUCCGCCAACAAACCGCGACAGAAAUUUGCUACCGUUUGGUAAAUCUUUAUCUCGAAAAUGCCAUUGAAAUUUUUAAAAACGUCGAAACUCAAAACCGAAGAAGCCAAACUUUAGACUGUCUUACCGACAUUUUAACAUGCUAUGGUGUGCAACGUCCGAAAGAACUGGCCCUUUGCUUCACUAAGUUCUACUCCAAACCGCGAAACCGUAUUCCUAUCCUUUCUGUCAUGGUUAGCAUUGCUCGUCGACAGGGUCCUCGUCUUUACGAAAUACCUCAAACCGGGUUUUUUGAUUGCGUAUUAAACAGCCUUGACUACGAUUGCUCUCCUAUUGCCCUAUCUUAUUCCCUUUCCUUUGUGAUAAUGAUUCUUCCACAUAUCUGUAACGAUUUGGGAAAUUUACUCUACCGCUUGUUUUGUAGUUUUCUUCGUCUCUCCAUGAUUGACUCCUUCACCGGACCCCCUAAAGCUUCUACCACCAUUGACUGGGAAGUCCUUCCUAAUUUUGUCUCCACCUACGCUACCUCUUCUUCUUCUUCUCCCUCUCCCUUUUCUCCUCACGAGAAAGCCAACUCGAAUUUAUCCGAUACUUUUCGUUCUGAGUACUUCAGUUCUCUCGAGUACUCUCAGUUAUUCACCUUUCUUUACGCCCUUUUUCCUAUCAACUUUUUAGAAUUCUUACGAGAUCCAGCGAACUAUGCUGCCAUUCAUGGAUUCACUAUUCCUCAUCGUUUUAAUUCGGAAGUUAUCCUGUCGAAAUGUAUACCUCUCUUAUCUAGUCAUCUCUCACAUCAAAACUUCUUAAGUUACACUUCUUCUUCAGAAUUAUCUGAUAAAUCGAGAUGGAAGAAACUUGAUUCUACAGCCAUUGUCGCGCUUUGUAAUAGUCUUAAUGGUAUGGGAAUGACCGAAAGCAACGCGGAGUCAAGUUAUAACCAAUCCGCACGCCCUUUUGAAGACAUAGGACCUCCAACAGGCGUUUUAGCUUAUCCUAACGAAAAUCAUGAUAUUUGCGCAGAUUCCCUUUCUGUAUCUUGGCACCAGCAACUAUCCGCUCCUAAUUCAAUAAACUCCAGCUUUGCUCUUGAACCUACUGAUUUGAAAGGCGUCGUGCAAGCCGCCGCAGAUGAGUCUUCUGAAAAUGAUUCUCAACGUGCUUCAGUGAGCGAGGCUUCUCCUUUCUUUCACGGGAACGUUAAACUGGUGCCUAUGGUAUCUGAAUCCUCAGAAGAUCUUCCUUCGAAUACAACUACGCUUUUACUACGAUUGCAAAGAGAACUUCUAUUUUUAAAAAAUGAGUUAGACUUUGAGAAGUAUAUGCGACAACAGCACAUUCAAAAUAUAAGCAAACUACGACGUGAGCACGUCCAAGACAUGGCUGUUGAAUCUGAAAGGCAAAAGCUACUUCUUACAAACAAACGCUAUAAGGCACAAAUUGACGUGUUAACGCAAGAGUUAGAACAGCAACGUACCGAGUCUCAUGCCGCUUUAAAUCGCAGAUUUCAAUGGGAAACAGAUUGCAACAACAAAUUGAAAGCUUUUCGGGAGGAACGAAAGGCUUGGAAAUCGAAGGAAGAAAAUUUGUCCUCUAGUGUGUUGUCGUUGACUAACCGACUAAGCACGUUCGAACGAGCACAAACAGAAAUUGCAUAUGAAAAAAAUCAGCUAGAACUUCGCGUUCAGCUAUAUAAGUCAAAACUUGAUGAAUUUGAGCAUCAUAACAAAUUGGUGAACUUACCAAACAGAAAAAAAGAAGUUUCUAACGAGUUUAUGGAUAGUGCAGCUAUGGAAAGUAGCACCAUUUUACCAAAUUCGGUAAUUAGUGAGGAUCACGAGAAAAGAAUGAUCGAAAGUGAACAGCUUUGUGCUAAUCUUAAAUCGGAAAAUCUACACUUACAAAACAAGAUAGAUCUUCUUACCAAAGACUUGGAAGCUCUUAAUAUUGUUUGUGAAGCCAAAAUUUAUGAUCUGGAAAAGCGGUUAUCUUCUCAAGCAACCGUCCCAGAGAUUCAUGGUUCAUUCAAUGCGAGAAUUGAUGAUUACUUUGCACGAUAUACCGAUGUGAAAGAGAAAUAUGAUGAACUAUUAAAGAAGUUUAGGAAUCUUGAAAGUAAAUUCCUUGAUUCACAAGCUGAAUUAGAAGAGUUGCUUAAUUUUCAGAAGCCGCUUGAUUCAACUAGUUCAGUAACCAGCGGUUCUGGAUUCACCGGAAUAUAUCAUGGUAGAAUGUUAAUGCGAAAUGAAUCUUUGCAAUCACGAUUAAGCCCUUCACGUCGAUCUACUGAUACAAAUUACCAUUAGAAUAAAUUAUAUGUAUAUAUGCAAAUUCUUUAUAUGUUUCAAAUUUACGUUCGUUUAUUUAAUUAAUAAAAUUGCAAGUUAAUUUACACUAUAGUAACAAACCUUGAAAGGAAGAAGAAAAAUGAUACGUUAGAGGAUUGUUUAUUGGAAUCGUCUUCUCUUUUCAUCUCUACCAGAACGCAUUGAUGGUCUAUCACGUUGUCGCUCUUUCUGUAAACGAGAGUCUCGUUCUCUUCUUUCAUCUUGUCUCAUUCGUCUAUUAGAACCGAUGUUCCGUUGUUCAUCUUUCCUACCCUCAUCAGAAUGACCAGACACAGGAGUAUGAGCGGAUCUAGCUUGUCUUUCAGAAGACUGACUGGAACCUCGAGGACCAGAAUCAUUUCUAUCAUUACUCCUAUUGUUUUUACCAUUUCUGUUGGAUCUUGAUGAGGUUUGAUGACGAGCUUCUCUGUCAUCAUCGUCUCUGGUUUUGAAUCGACCAAAAUCAGAAGAUUCAUCAGUAUUUGCCUCUGUUCGCUUUUGACUUUCAUUAGAACGAGCAUUCCGAUUUUGGGAAGAGGUGGAACGCCAGCGAUCACCUCUAUUUUCAUCUUCAGGCCUCGUUUCUCUUUUUGGUGGAUCACGUUUUGUAUAACGUGAUGAAUUCCUUUCAUUUUCUUGUGGCCCACGAGAUUGGGGUUUCUCUAUAUUUCUCGUAUAUGUGCCUCUGAAUCUCCUUUCGCGUUCCCUCUCUUUUCUUUUAAAUUCCUCGGAUUGCGACGUUUUGGAGCGUUGGCUGCGUACACCUUCUGGACUUUCGGUUGCUGAACUUUUCUCUAGCACUGCAGGUCUAACCGUUUCAUCAAAGCCUGUAUCGUUUGUAGGCUUUUUCUCAUUCUGGUCAGUCACCACAGAAGCCAUAUUACCAGCAAUUGGACUUUUCGUUUGUCGGUUCUCAGCCUUAGGAACAAAUUCUGCAGCACUAGCGUUCAAGUUUGAAGCGCCCGUAAUGGUGUUAUCCGGACCUUGAGAUUUACUGACUAUAUCAGCUGAAGUAUGCUUCUCGGUAACCGCGGUUAGAUCUUUGGGUUUCACAGUCCCCGAGAAUGUGUUAAAUGAAACCCAGGUGGUCUCUUUUUUACAAAGCUUAGCAAAAUAACCUAAUGCUAAUAUUUUUAUAUCUUCACGCUUCUCAUUUUCUUUAAGUUUCUCAGCCGCUUUCUUCAAUGAUUGCCCACUUUCUUGAAUCAAAGGAAAACAUGGGAGUAGUUUCUCCAAGAUGAUUAUUGCAUUGUAAAUAUGCAUGUACUCCCCGGACAAUAAACAAUGCUCAAAGUAUUGUGUCAACUGUUUGUGCCAUUUACUUACAAGGAGUAUAAACUUGCUAUGCGGCAGAAGAGAGUGAUUAUUUUCGUCAAGCCAAUCAACUCGGAAACCAGUAAGCGAGCCAUUUCCUAAACAUUCUUUUUCAUACGCAUUUUUAUCUUCGUACCAAUUUGUCACGUCGCUUAAUAUUUCAAAAAGAAACCUAGAAAAGCUAUCCGAUUCUCGAGGAGUUAAUGCGAAAAUGAAAGACGGAAGAUGGGAAUCAAAGAGCUUGUUGAGAAAAGAUAUGGUAGAAAAGUUAGGAG
Messenger RNA from Schizosaccharomyces cryophilus OY26, 5363 nucleotides. Its product is annotated as hamartin. Bases 1051 to 3753 code for a protein of 900 amino acids. Gene Ontology annotation, biological process: negative regulation of TOR signaling; regulation of cell cycle. Lineage: Eukaryota; Fungi; Ascomycota; Schizosaccharomycetes; Schizosaccharomycetales; Schizosaccharomycetaceae. The record is from RefSeq and is a predicted model, not a curated record. Gene Ontology annotation, cellular component: TSC1-TSC2 complex. The transcript has a single exon.